Molecule: messenger RNA, 638 nt
Organism: Orycteropus afer afer
Lineage: Eukaryota; Metazoa; Chordata; Mammalia; Tubulidentata; Orycteropodidae
Gene: ZNRD2
Product: zinc ribbon domain containing 2
Source: RefSeq, a predicted model, not a curated record
GACAACGGCAACAUGGCCCUGAACGGUGCUGAGGUUGACGAUUUCUCUUGGGAGCCUCCGACUGAAGCGGAGACGAAGGUCCUGCAGGCGCGGCGAGAACGGCAGGAUCGCAUCUCCCGACUCAUGGGCGACUAUCUGCUGCGCGGUUACCGCAUGCUGGGCGAGACGUGCUCGGACUGCGGGACGAUCCUCCUCCAAGACAAACAGCGGAAAAUCUACUGCGUGGCUUGUCAGGAGCUCGACUCAGACGUGGAUAAAGAUAAUCCGGCUCUGAAUCCCCAGGCUGCCCUGUCUCAGGCUCGGGAGCAUCAGCUGGCCUCUGCCUCGGAGCCCCCCUCGGGCUCCCGGCCCGCCCCUCAGCCCCCAGUACCCCGCCCAGAGCACUGUGAGGGAGCUGCAGCAGGGCUCAAAGCUGCCCAGGGGCCACCCCCUCCUGCAGCGCCCCCAAAUGCAGACAUCUUGGCCUGCACACAGACGGCCCUCCUGCAGAAGCUGACCUGGGCCUCAGCUGAGCUGGGCUCCAGCACCUCCCUGGAGACCAGCAUCCAGCUGUGCAGCCUGAUCCGGGCUUGUGCUGAGGCUCUGCAAAGCCUGCAGCGGCUGCAGCACUGAAAGAAACCCCUGAGAAAAACCUCUAG